Molecule: messenger RNA, 1373 nt
Organism: Ochotona curzoniae (black-lipped pika)
Lineage: Eukaryota; Metazoa; Chordata; Mammalia; Lagomorpha; Ochotonidae
Gene: WNT5B
Product: Wnt family member 5B
Exons: 4
Coding region: 87-1166 (359 amino acids)
Biological process (GO): multicellular organism development; canonical Wnt signaling pathway; cell fate commitment
Cellular component (GO): extracellular region
Molecular function (GO): cytokine activity; frizzled binding
Source: RefSeq, a predicted model, not a curated record
CUGACUCUCAUCAUUUCUCCUUGCUCCAGGGCAUCGUGUUUUGGAAGCUGUCAGUCCCGGGGCCCUUGGGAGGGCUGAGGCCCACCAUGCCCAACCUGCGGCUGCUGUUCACUGCUGCUCUGCUCUCCAGCUGGGCCCAGCUCCUGGCGGAUGCCAACUCCUGGUGGUCCUUAGCCAGGAGCCCGAUGCACAGGCCUGAGAUGCUCAUCAUUGGCGCUCAGCCCGUGUGCAGUCAGCUGCCUGGGCUCUCCCCUGGCCAGAGAAAGUUGUGCCAACUCUACCAGGAACACAUGGCCUACAUCGGGGAGGGAGCCAAGAUGGGCAUCAAGGAGUGCCAGUACCAGUUCCGGCAGCGGCGGUGGAACUGCAGCACGGUGGACAACUCCUCCGUCUUCGGGAGAGUCAUGCAGAUCGGUAGCCGCGAGACUGCCUUCACCUACGCGGUGAGCGCCGCGGGAGUGGUCAAUGCCAUCAGCAGGGCCUGCCGCGAAGGAGAGCUGUCCACCUGCGGCUGCAGCCGGACCGCGCGGCCCAAGGACCUGCCCCGGGACUGGCUGUGGGGUGGCUGCGGGGACAACGUGGAGUACGGCUACCGCUUUGCCAAGGAGUUUGUGGAUGCCCGAGAGCGGGAGAAAAACUUCGCCAAAGGAUCGGAGGAGCAGGGCCGAGUGCUCAUGAACUUGCAGAACAACGAGGCGGGCCGGAGGGCUGUGUACAAGAUGGCAGACGUAUCCUGCAAAUGCCACGGUGUCUCUGGCUCCUGCAGCCUCAAGACGUGCUGGCUGCAGCUGGCCGAGUUCCGCAAGGUGGGGGACCAGCUGAAGGAAAAGUACGACAGUGCGGCCGCCAUGCGCAUCAACCGCAAGGGCAAGCUGGAGCUGGUCAACAGCCGCUUCAACCAGCCCACGCCCGAGGACCUGGUCUACGUGGACCCCAGCCCUGACUACUGCCUACGCAACGAGACCACCGGCUCCCUGGGCACCCAGGGCCGCGUCUGCAACAAGACCUCGGAGGGCAUGGACGGCUGUGAGCUCAUGUGCUGCGGCCGCGGCUAUGACCAGUUCAAGAGCGUGCAGGUGGAACGCUGCCACUGCAAGUUCCACUGGUGCUGCUUUGUCAAGUGCAAGAAGUGCACGGAGGUCGUCGACCAGUACGUCUGCAAAUAGCCAAGGGAGGCGGGCUCCGUCCCUCCGGUCCUCUUCCUUCCACACUGCCUCUCAAAAGUCUAUAUUAUAUAAAUCUAUAUAAAUAUAUUUUAUAUUUGUAUAAAUAAAGGGAUGGAUGAGAAAUAAUUAAAAGAAGAAGACAGAAAGGAAAAAGCUUAUUUAAGAGACGUUGGGGGCCUGUUGGGGAUUGGACUCGGCCUGCUGUCU